CACACACACACACACACACACACACACACACACACACACACACACACACACAGAGUUAUUCACGAACACUCACACUCUGUAGGAAACCAACCAUCAGUAGACCACAAGGAGACCGGACCAGACAGGAGGAAGUAUUUUUGCUACCUGGACUUACGUACAGGACGCCCAGACUGUCCCUUGGAUCUAUCAACCAUGACAACGGCUGUCCCCUUCCUCCUCUCCUUAGUCCUAGUCCUCACCAACGGUCAGUAUUACUACCAGGGUCUCAUGGAUUAUCUGGAGAACAGAUUCCUUGCCAUUGAGGAUCGUAUGCUCAUAUGGCACGAGCAGUCGAACCGCUACAACACAGAGCUGCGGCACUUCAAGAAGCAGACUGCUGAGUUUAUAAAGGGACUAAACCAGGACCACGGGACCCUGCGCCAAGACCUGGAGGGGACAGGGGUACGAGUGGACCGCGUCGAGAGAGAGAUGGACUACAUCGAAACCCAAAACCCCGCUAAGCCCUGUGUGAACCAGGCAGACAGAAUGGUGGAUGUGGACCUGGAGGUGAAGGAGCGGGUGAAGGAGAGGAAGAGAGGGGGAGAGGAAGAUGGGUACUCCAGAGUCUUGGAUUGUAUAGACAUCAUCUCCAGCAUCAGAGCCAUGAAGAUCCUGAAGAGGAUGGGCAGCCCCAAGGGCAUGUGGACUAAAGACGCCAGGACCUCUAAGGUCUACGUCUUCAACGGCACGGCAGAGGACACCGUGUACCAGUUCAGCUCUGUUCUAGACUUCUCGUCCUACCCAGGAGUGGCCCACAGCAGGCCUAUAAGACUGCCCUCUCUGUGGAGUGGCACUGGAUGUGCCGUCUACAAUGGCUAUGCCUACUACGUGAUGGAGGGGGCCGACGAGCUCCAGGUGAUUAAGUAUGACCUGGCGAAUGGCACAUUGGCAGACAGUGCUGUGUUCCCAGUGGAGGUGGCAGACCAUAGACCCGUCUACAGCCUCAACCCAGAGACUGCUGUGGACCUGGCUGCCGAUGAGGAAGGCCUCUGGGCCCUUUACACCACCAGGGAGAGUGAGUCCAUCAACCUGGCUAAGAUGGACCCAGACAGCCUGGAUAUCGAGCAGAUGUGGGAUACACAGUGUCCCCAGGAGAAUGCGGAGGCAGCCUUUGUGGUCUGUGGGACGGUCUAUGUGGUCUACAACACUAGGGUGCCUAGUCGCUCUCGUGUUCAGUGUGUGUUUGACGUAAACGAUGCGGUGACCAAUGAGGAGGCUCCGCUACUGUAUUUCCCCAGGAGGUAUGGACUCCACGCCAGCCUUAAGUACAACCCUCAGGAGAAACAGAUCUAUGCCUGGGACGACGGCUACCUGAUCCUUUACAAACUGUCCAUGACGAGGAAGCUAAUGGUUUAAGUGGAUGGACUAGUGGGCAUUUUAGUCAAAUAACAUUUUAGUCCGAGACCAGAAAACAUUCUAACAUGAAGACUAUCACUGGAGACAUAUUUGUUUUUUGAUACCACUCACCCCAUAGUCCAUACUGUAUACAUUGUCUCUACAGGAAAAUGUACCUCUGUAUUUUUUUACUUGAAAUAAUGCAUUGAAUUACUGUACUGUAGGUGCCCGUUACCAAACAUAUUAUUGCUACCCCAGUUGAUGUUGAAUGGAGCUUUGAAUUAGAUUGGAAUCGUAAUAUGUCCGCAACUACUGGAUUUAUUCGGGGCAGAGAUCAGAAACGGUGUAUAAUUGAAUGCCUUGAUGGAAUGUAUGGCCCAGCUCUCCUCAAGAUUUAAUUUGGCUAUUUGCAUUCCACUUGUUUUAGUUCAUCCAAUUUACUCUUCCCUGCUGCUUCCCUGCUUUGUUGUUCACUUUGACAUACGUAGUCGUGAAAGUGACAGUCUCCGGCUAAAGUUCAUCGGCACAAUCAGAGAAAAAUAGAAAGUCACAAAAACUUUACAGAGGAGAAAUCUUACAUGAAUAAAAAAAUAUAUAUAUUAUGUGUGCCACCCAUAAUUCAUCAUACACGACUGUUCAAAAGUUUGUGGUCACUAAGAAAUGUCUUUGUUUUGGAAAGAAAAGCACAUUUUCCGUCCAUUAAA
Oncorhynchus mykiss (rainbow trout) is the source of this 2078-nucleotide messenger RNA. RefSeq names its product olfactomedin-like 3a (gene olfml3a). Gene Ontology annotation, biological process: signal transduction. The record is from RefSeq and is a predicted model, not a curated record. NCBI's taxonomy places the organism in Eukaryota, Metazoa, Chordata, Actinopteri, Salmoniformes, Salmonidae.